GACUGACUACCUCUGUGAUAGGCUUACCAGGGGCGGCUCUAGACAUUUUGCUGCCUCAAGCACGGAGGGUCUGCCGAAGCCGCGGGACCAGUGGACCCUCCGCAGGCAAGCCGCCGAAGGCACCCUGCUUGCCAUCCCAGGCACGCGCUUGGAGCGCUGGUGCCUGGAGCCGCCCCUGAGGAUCACAGAUGUCUAACAUAAUUGGGAGUUGCUGAGUGCUGCAAAAAGGAUCAAAAAAUGCCCCGGCAAACGUAGUUUACCUCCAGACACACACACACAGAGGAAUGGAUAUGCUGAUGUAAUAUGUUACAGGUCCUCCCUCUGGGCUGAUCUGCAGAAGGAUUUUUCCCUGUUGCUGUUGCACACUUACUAGCCGGGAUCUGUUGCGAAGCCUAAUAGAUCAUACUGUUAGGUUUACCGCACAACUUCAUUGUUGGGUUAAUUCCUUACCGUGCUUUUCAUCUUCCUAACCCACAUCAGGAGACCACAGUGGAAGGAAGCAUGAGAGUCUGAAAGAGGGAAUCAAUUAUCUGUUCUUUCCAGAGGCCUUCCUUCCUUCCUGCAGAUGGGAAUAACUUCCUCUGAAGCCAACCAUUCAGCAUUUUGAAGACAAAGAAUUUGUAUGCCACCCCCUUCUUCCCCCGCACUCUUGUGCCAAGACGGGCGUCUCACAUCAGGCAGAUGAAUAGCAGGUCUGUUUCAGCAGCUGUGCUCUCCUACCCAGAGGAAGCAUUAUAGAGUCCCUGGGACUGCAGAGUCCCAAGCUACUGUGCAGUCUGCAGAAGGCUGAGGAAGAGACCUAAGGGCAAAAGAAUGGCAUCAGAAGGGGAAAUCAUCAACCUUCAAACGGGGAAUCCUGGCUCAAGGAGGGACAAUCCAAUCAACAUCAACCACUAUGCAACUAAGAAGAGUGUGGCAGAAAGCAUGCUGGAUGUGGCGCUGUUCAUGGCCAAUGUCACACAACUCAAAGCAGUGCUGGAGCAGGGGGUUUCAUUCCAGUAUUAUGCCACCCUGAUAUCGCUCAUCAGCAUCUCUCUCUUCUUCCAGGUGGUGAUUGGAAUUCUUCUUAUCAUCAUUGCUCGGCUGAACCUGAAUGAUGUGUCAAAGCAGCAUCGCCUGAACGUGCUCAAUAACACUGCCACGGCUCUGAUCUUCAUCACUGUCAUCCUCAACAUCUUCAUCACUGGCUUUGGCGUGCAGAAGACUGGUCUCUACCCUACCAGGAGACGUUACUGAGGCUUGGAGCGCAAGGGAAUCAGGUUGUGUGUGUGGCACCAGCUUUAGGGUCCCUUCUUUCAAUUUUUUUUUACUGACCUCAGCAGAAUCCUACCAGCUGAGUGGAGACAGAGAACUGAAUUACUCUUUAAAAAUUGUUUGCAAAGUAUUUUAUGCAGGUUGUUUGUAUAAAGCAUGUGUAGCUUUGCAGGAAUGAAAUUUCCAUUGAUUUUUUUCAACGCUAGUGCAAGCUGUGCAGUGAUUUCUAGAGAGCUUCACAAUAAGUUGCAAAAAAGCAUUUUCCAAACAUGCUCCUGUGCAUAGGUAACAACAAACUUUUCUCUGAUUUUAAUUCUCUGCUUCUCAUAUUCAGUAUUAACUAAUUUUCUACAGGGGGCUGAGUUCCAGGCUGAGUUAUAUUUAUUUGGUAAGCAAAACUAACCAUACCGUGUCCAGAUAUUUUGUAACUGGCAACAUUUAAAGUAACACUAUGGGUACGUCUAUACUUACUGUCCGGGUCGGCGGCUAGCGUUCGACUUCUCGGAGUUCAAUAUAUCGCGUCUCAUCUAGACGCGAUAUAUCGAACUCCAAACGCGCUCCCGUCGACUCCGGAA
Mauremys reevesii (Reeves's turtle) is the source of this 1829-nucleotide messenger RNA. It is a transcript of the gene NINJ2, whose product is annotated as ninjurin 2. The record is from RefSeq and is a predicted model, not a curated record. The transcript has 9 exons. The coding region runs from base 814 to 1236 and encodes 140 amino acids. Lineage: Eukaryota; Metazoa; Chordata; Testudines; Geoemydidae. Gene Ontology annotation, biological process: tissue regeneration; cell adhesion. Gene Ontology annotation, cellular component: membrane.